This is a messenger RNA of Fusarium tjaetaba, 1770 nucleotides long. RefSeq names its product enhancer-polycomb 1. Gene Ontology annotation, biological process: regulation of transcription by RNA polymerase II. Gene Ontology annotation, cellular component: piccolo histone acetyltransferase complex. The record is from RefSeq and is a predicted model, not a curated record. Lineage: Eukaryota; Fungi; Ascomycota; Sordariomycetes; Hypocreales; Nectriaceae. The coding region runs from base 1 to 1770 and encodes 589 amino acids. The transcript has 3 exons.
AUGUCAUCACGCAAAGUCCGCGUCAAGAAGUUGAACGUCAAGACGACGCUUCCAGUUCUUCGCGAAGACCAGAUCGAUCCGAACGAGUAUGAAGCUUUAACGACCGACAACCAAAUCGCGACCGGUGUCGAGCAGGCCGAGGAAAAUGAAUACCAUCUUCAAACUAUUCUCAAGGAGGCAGGAACCAGCAAUGACCAAGAAAUCCCUGUUCCGCCUCCCCAGGAGAGCGACAUCAACUAUGACGAGCUCUAUCCUGUCCCUUUCCAUAAACCCUCUUCUUACAUCCGUUUUUCACAAACAGUUGAGGAGUGUAUAUCGUGUCUCUAUGACAUGACCACAGAGGACGAUGAGUUCCUCAAACAGUAUAAUAGUAAACCACCCGGUGCCGGGGCCCUCUCUGAGGAUGACUUUGAACGCAUCAUGGAGGUGUUUGAAGACACGGCAGCGGAGCAGACACCAUUUGCAGCAGUCGACAAUACCGUUGCCGCCUAUGACAUGAUGGUCCCUGCACUCCACGAACUUGGGUCGCCGGCAAUCCUCCAACACGCCAAGCCUGUGUACGAAUACUGGAAGUCAAGGCGACAGGAGGCUGGCAAUAAGCCAUUGCAUCCCACUCUCAAGUUUGAGACUCAUCAGGAGACUGAUGACACAGACCCCUUCGUUUGUUUCAGACGACGCGAGGCUCGCCAGACUCGAAAGACCAGAGCUCGUGACAACAAAAUUGCAGAAACACUCAAGAAGUUGCGACGAGAACUUGAGGAUGGCCGGCAAUUGGUACUUGUUGCAUAUGAACGUGAAAUGUUGAAGCGAGAGCUCAUGUCGAUGGACCGCGCUCUGUUUGAAGAAAGGGCAAGACUCAAGGAGACCAAACUUCGGCUGGGCAUCAAAGGCGAGGACGAGGAUCUCGUCAAUCAAAAGCCUCAGAAACGCAAGCCUGCAGAGCCCCCAGUCAUCCGACAGCCAACCGGUGCUCACUUGCGACAACCUGUACGGUCUGAUGGAAGAACACUUGAUGCUGACCUUGUCUUGUUAUCAGACAAGCUGGCAGAGAAGGAGAAUGAACUUCGACUUGACAUAGAAAUGAAGGUUCAGAACCACCGGAAGUGGAACCAUAACCAUAUUGACCUAACUGGGGAGCCGCUGUCGCCAGUCAAGGAACAGGGCACAGAAGUCAAGUUCCGACAAGCGAAGACGCAGUACUUGAUGACACCCCCUGCAUCCACAUCUUCAGAAAUGGAAGUGGACACACACAUACCUGAUGCCCCGCAAGUGGACAAACGUGAGGCACCUGUCUUCCAGUUUUCCGCUGGAUCAAACGAGCCUUCCAAGGGUAGCCAACCUUCGUUCCGUCGACGUAUUGGUCGACUGAACCGAUUGUGGAUUGAUCGAAGAGGCAUGGUGACGCCACCGCCAGAACAUGGUGAGAAGUCGGAUCGGUGGAGAUACGACUCGGAUUCAGAUGACGAUGAGCCACCCGUAUAUGAGGUUGAUCCAUUUGAUACCCGAGCAUUGAAGUUCCGGGCAACAAUUCCGUUGAACCCGUACAUGUUUCGAGGACGCCCAGCAGUACCACCAGAUGCCGUGGUAGCAGCUCAAGCACAGGCAGGUAACAGGGUACUGCCAUCGCCAGCAGCAGCACAAGCGGCGGCGCAUGCGCAUGCUCAAGCCCACGCUCAAGCAGCAGCACAAGCACAUCUGGCUAUGAAAGCGCAAGCUAAAGCGGCUGCGGUUGCACAAGCACAAGCUCAAGCAGCACAGACGGUGCAGUAA